GGUGACAGGCGAUCUGUCAGACGGUGGCCUAGACGGCGCAAAUAAUGGAUGGCCGCCGCUCUGCGCUGUAAACGUCGCUGCUUCGGUCGCUUGGGGUCGUCGUGGUUGGCGGCCAGUCGCCUUGUCAGCAUGGAAGCGGCCGCCUCGCCCUCCACGCCGGCCCCGCGGUGGCUCGGCGCUUUGCGGUUCGACAACCGGGCUCUGCGGGCUGUGCCGCUGGAUCCGAGCGAGGAGAACGUCCCUCGGGCCGUGUCGGGCGCCUGCUUCUCCCGGGUGCGGCCCACGCCGGUGCGGUGCCCGCGGCUGGUGGCCGCCUCCGCGCCGGCGCUGGCUCUGUUGGGCCUGAAGGAACCGCAGACGCCGGAGGAGGAAGACGAGGCCGCGCUCUGCUUCAGCGGGAACCGGCUGCUGCCGGGAGCGGAGCCGGCCGCCCACUGCUACUGCGGCCACCAGUUCGGCAGCUUCGCGGGGCAGCUGGGCGACGGCGCCGCCAUGUACCUGGGGGAGGUCUUGAACCCGUCAGGGGAGCGCUGGGAGAUCCAGCUCAAGGGCGCCGGACUCACCCCUUUCUCCAGACAAGCAGAUGGUCGUAAAGUUUUGAGAUCGAGCAUAAGAGAAUUCCUUUGCAGUGAAGCCAUGUUUCAUCUAGGAAUACCAACCACCAGAGCAGGGACAUGUGUAACAUCUGAUUCAGAAGUUAUUCGAGAUAUAUUUUAUGAUGGAAAUCCCAAAAAAGAAAAGUGUACAAUUGUAUUAAGAAUAGCACCAACAUUUCUUAGGUUUGGAUCAUUUGAAAUUUUUAAAUCUGCUGAUGAAUUUACAGGACGUAAAGGUCCCAGUGUUGAUAGAAAUGAUAUUAGAGUUCAAAUGCUUGAUUAUGUGAUCAGCACUUUCUAUCCAGAUAUUCUACAAACACACCCUGACAAUAAUGUUCAGAGGAAUGCUGCUUUCUUUCGAGAGGUAUCAAGACGGACAGCCAGGAUGGUUGCUGAAUGGCAGUGUGUUGGAUUUUGUCAUGGUGUGCUCAACACGGAUAAUAUGAGCAUCCUUGGACUUACAAUUGACUAUGGACCUUUUGGAUUUAUGGACAGGUACGAUCCUGAACAUAUUUGCAAUGGAUCUGAUAACACAGGACGAUAUGCUUAUAAUAAGCAACCAGAGAUUUGUAAGUGGAAUCUAACCAAAUUUGCUGAAGCCUUAGCCCCAGAACUUCCACUGGAAAUCAGCAUGCCCAUUCUGGAGGAGGAAUAUGAUGCAGAAUUUGAAAAGCAUUAUUUGCAAAUCAUGAGAAGGAAACUAGGUUUAAUUCAGCUUCAGCUAGAUGAAGAUAAUAAGCUGGUCUUUGAUCUCUUGGAGACUAUGCACAUUACAGGUGCAGAUUUUACAAAUACUUUCCGCUUGUUUAACUCCUUCCCUGUGGAUUUUGAUCCUUUAAACCUAGAAGAGUUUCUGGAUCAGAUCUCAAAGCAAUGUGCAUCUUUGGAGGAACUGAAAAUUGCCUAUAAGCCUCAGAUGGAUCCCAGACAACUUUCCAUGAUGCUGAUGUUAGCACAGUCUAACCCACAACUUUUUGCCUUAAUUGGGACAAAGUCUAAUAUCAAUAAGGAACUGGAACGAAUAGAACAGUUCUCUAAGCUGCAGCAAUUAACAGCCUCCGAUUUAGUCAAUAGAAAUAAGAAAAGCUGGAAAAAUUGGCUGCAGAAUUACAGAGUUAGGCUGGAAAAAGAAAUGGAACACAUUAGCAAUACUGACACAUGGUAUGAUGAGCGUCUGAAAAUUAUGAAUGCUAGCAAUCCAAAAUAUAUAUUGAGGAACUACAUUGCUCAAAAGGCUAUUGAAGCAGCAGAAAAUGGUGACUUUCUAGAGGUGAGAAGAGUCUUGAAACUCCUAGAAAGGCCAUAUGAAGAGUCAGAAUGCUUCCUGGAGGUAUCUGAGGAGAGGGAGGAGGAAGAAAGUGUGAUGGCAGCUGCUUCUGCUGUUGCUACCUGCAGCUCAGGAACCCAGGAAAAAAUUCCAUACAGCAGCAAGCCUCCCCUUUGGGCAUCUGAGCUCUGUGUGACAUGAUCUUCGUAACUGCCUUGCUAAAGUUUUCCCCAAAGAGGUUGCAAAACUCUUGGGAGUGGAAAGAGUAGCAAGGUGCUGUAGAAGUGCUAUUAAGUCUGAACAGACCAUUUGGGUGUUUUCCUGUCUCACCUGAGCCACAUUUAUUUUAUCAGAUGUGACAAUCAAUUCUCCGGGCACCCACUUAAUAUCAUAUGCGGGGUAACUCGGUAGGUUGAAGUUUUAUCUUCUUUCUUGAGCAGGAAAUGCUAUUAUAUUUUUAUGCAUACUAGCUGGUGAACAUCCAAAUGAAAUCUGUGUUUUUGAAGACAAAAAUAUGAAACCAGAUGCUGGAUGUAUUUUUGUCUGAAAAUGAACUACUAGUACUUCAGAGCUAUGUUUUUAAUUUUUACUUAUGCAGGGAUAUUUUGAUUCUUUCAUUGGAAAGCGAGUUGCUUUUAUUUUGAAGAUGUGUUUGACUUAAGCAGAUUGUUCAUUUAUUGUGAACUUCUGUGACUUGAUCAUGAAAAUAUUACUGGGCUUUAGGGAAAUAGUAAAACUGCACAUUGUAAAAAAGAAAAAAGGUAAAAUUCAGACAAAUAUUUUCAACAACUACUUUACAUGGAGUUGAAGAUAAUCUAUAUACACAUGGAUGUACAUCCAGAAACCUGAAUCACUGUCUCCACUUCCUUAUGAAUUAGGAAUCAUACAGCAAAUUAUAUUUUUCUUUUUGGUUCAAGGCUAUAUCCUGCUUUCUGGGUCUCUGCAUGCAUUUCACUGAAUGAGGAAUACUUAACACUUUACUCCCCCAAAAUAGAUUUUCUAAGUUAAUGGCACCAAUUACUUGUUGAAUAGAUGAACAAACUGUAUUUAGCUUUGUUACUCCUUAAGGCUAGCAAAGGGCCCUUAAGGGGUGAUUCAUUCGCACCCUUACUUAAGGAAUAUAGCCUCAAAGCGACAUCUUUAAACUAUAUUGCUGUAGUAGAUAAAAAUACAAAUUAAUGAUUUUGAACAAGCCUUCUGCGUUCCAGUGUUGCAUUUUAUGUAGGUUGAUAUAUUUUUGUGUUUCAAAUUUGCUACCUCAGGAGAAUCUUCCAUUUUUCCACUUUUUGUUAUCUGGGGUUUAUUGCCCAGUUAUAUUUUGAUUACAUUUGACUAUAGCAUUCAGCUUAUAUUUCAGUUGAAGAUCGUAUUUUACUGAAGAAUAUGUGUCUCAGUGGGUGGGUGGCAAUGGGUAGUUAAAAGAUAUUUUGUCAUGUUUUCAUUGAUCGGUGCUGGAUUAUGAUGCUCUUUUUGCAUUAAUAAUGAAAUCUUGCUUCUGUUGAUGAGAAGUUGACAAAUAGAGAAAUUCUGAAAAAUAAAAAACUAGACUACACGUGGUCUUUGAGUUACCACAGUUAUGGAGCCUGCCUUUUAUGGUCGUAAGUUGUGACAGUUGUAAAACAGGUCAGUCAUAGGACCAACCUGACUAGAUGAUCUUUUCUGCUGCAGUCAUUAAGCAAACACCACAGUUGGCAAGCAAAUGCCGUGGUUGCUAAGCAAGCCCAUUGUUCAUUAUGGCAUGGUUUUGCUGAAAUCUAGAAACUCCAGUUUGGGGCAAAACUGUCAUAAAAUGCAGUCAAGUGACUGUGGGAUGCUGCAAGCAGCUGUAAAUACACUAGUAUAUUUGAGCAGAGUGUAUACUUUGAGUGCUCAAAUGUGAGGUCAUGACAGCAAGGUUGGGGCAACCUUCAGAACUUCAGAUCCAGAUUGUAAGUCUCCUUUUGUGGAUCCGUCUUUGAAUAGUUGCUGACCAACUGGUCUAAGUUAAGGACCACCUGUGUUGAGAUAUUAAUAAGAUUUAAAGUCAUAUUAUAACUAUUACUAAGUCACUAAGUUAUACUAUUAAAAGGUCUUAUGUUUUUAGGUCUUUUGGUACUUGUUUAAAUAAAACAAAAUAGGACAAAUGAUGUGAAAAAAAAUAAUUAUUUUAUUGGCUCUGGGUUUCAGGGUAUUGCAAGGCAAUAAAAAUACAUGUGAAUGUUAUCAUGAUAUAAGUAUUUUAAAUGAGUGUUAUUAUUUUCAUCAUAGUGCAUAAAAUCUGCAACCUGUCACCAUGAGCUAUAUUAAUUGAAAAUAAAUGAAUUUGAUGAUG
Molecule: messenger RNA, 4174 nt
Organism: Ahaetulla prasina
Lineage: Eukaryota; Metazoa; Chordata; Lepidosauria; Squamata; Colubridae
Gene: SELENOO
Product: selenoprotein O
Exons: 9
Source: RefSeq, a predicted model, not a curated record